AUGAAAUCGUUCAUCGUUCUCGCUCUCUUCGUGGCCGCAGCAGUCGCUGCUCCCGCCGCACCUCUCAGUCCUGAUGCAGCCGCAGAGGUCGUUGAAUAUGAAAACGACAACAUCGGAAUUGGAGGCUACCACUACAGAGUGAGGACCUCCAACGGCAUCGCCGCUGAGGAGGACGCCCAGCUGGCUGAUGUUGGUUCUGAGGACGAGGGUAUCGCAGUCCGUGGUUCAUUCUCAUACGUCGCUCCCGACGGUGUCUCCUACCUGGUGGAAUACGUCGCCGACAAGAACGGUUUCCGUCCCUCCGGCAAACAUCUUCCCCAGAACGCUUAA
Messenger RNA from Danaus chrysippus (African queen), 330 nucleotides. The record is from the annotation of a GenBank genome assembly. NCBI's taxonomy places the organism in Eukaryota, Metazoa, Arthropoda, Insecta, Lepidoptera, Nymphalidae.